Molecule: messenger RNA, 1006 nt
Organism: Ceraceosorus guamensis
Lineage: Eukaryota; Fungi; Basidiomycota; Exobasidiomycetes; Ceraceosorales; Ceraceosoraceae
Product: putative SEC22-synaptobrevin
Exons: 5
Coding region: 256-954 (232 amino acids)
Biological process (GO): vesicle fusion with Golgi apparatus; retrograde vesicle-mediated transport, Golgi to endoplasmic reticulum; endoplasmic reticulum to Golgi vesicle-mediated transport
Cellular component (GO): ER to Golgi transport vesicle membrane; endoplasmic reticulum-Golgi intermediate compartment; SNARE complex
Molecular function (GO): SNAP receptor activity
Source: RefSeq, a predicted model, not a curated record
CCAGCUAGCAGCCGCUGCUGAAUCGUUUGAAUGACCAUUCAGUGAUGCCUCAUGGCGCUCACCAUCCUCAUUGACACAUUGCGAGUCUGACCCACGCAAGCUUCCCUCUUAGCUCUUCUUCUAGACCAUCGCUUUAAGCGCCCGCGGCCACUACACAACGGCAUACACGCAACCUUACCAGCCGAGAGUGUUCUUUCAAUCGGCAACCCCCCAUUCAUCGCAGACGUGGUGACGCCUGUGGCGGGUCGCACGAAAAUGGUACUCUCGACGCAGAUUGCGCGCGUCUCGGAUGGGCUUCCACUCGCUCAGUCAGUGGACGAUAGUGCAGUCGACAGUGCGCUCUCCGAGUACAAGCAACAGGCAAAGUUGCUCUUCAGGCGCAUCUCACCUCAAGCAGAGCCAAGAUGCACAAUCGAGAGCGGUCCAAAGUACACUCUCCACUACCAGAUCUCGCCCGUCCCUGCCGGUAGACCCGAUGCGGUCGUGUUUCUCGUCAUCACUGACAGGAGCUACCCAAGAAAGCUGGCAUUUUCCUAUCUCGAUGAGCUCGCCAAGGAAUUCGAAAGGUCGUACGGAGCGCAGGUUGGCCAGAGGAAUUUGAGACCUUUCGCGUUUGUGGGUUUUGAUACGUUUAUGCAGAGAACAAAGCGAUUGUAUGCGGACACUAGGACGGCCCAAUCGGCGGUAGAGGAGAAGAGCGGGAGCAAUCUGACCAGAUUGAACGAAGAUCUGCAGGAUGUUGCUUCCGUUAUGACCAAGAACAUGGAGGAUUUGCUAUGGAGAGGCGAGACGCUAGAUCAGAUGUCAACUAUGUCUUCAUCAUUGCGGGAUGAAUCCCUCAAGUAUCGCAAAGCAGCCAAGCAGAUCCGUAUCGACGCCCUCAUCCGUCAAUAUGCUCCAAUCGGAGCAGUCGCGUUCUUGAUACUGUUCGUGCUGUGGAUCAAAUUCUUUUGAUUGUGCAAUCAGCACAUUCAAUUCUCGAAUCGAAUGCGUUUAAGUGUGCAAA